AUGCUGGCCGACGUCCUCGGCCCCGCCGUCGACAUCGCUCGCCGCGCGGCUGAAGAUGCCGACCCCGAUGGCGAAGACGCCUCCCAGAAGGAGAUCUAUGCCUCCUGGGCCCUCUUUAUCCUCAUCGUCCUGCUCAUAGUAGCACUCUUCACCAGCUACAUGCUCCAGCAGAGGAAGGUCACGGCCAUCCACGAGACUGUCGCAUCCAUCUUUGCUGGUAUGGUCGUCGGCUUGACCCUCCGCGUCGCCGGCGGUGAGAACCUACAGAACCUCGUGAGCUUCGACUACCAGAUCUUCUUCAACCUGCUGCUCCCCCCCAUUAUCCUCUCGUCCGGCUACGAGCUACACCAAGCCAACUUCUUCCGGAACAUCGGCACUAUCUUGACCUUCGCCUUCGCCGGCACAUUCCUCUCCGCCCUGGUCAUCGGUGUUAUUCUCUGGCUGUACACGCGUGUUCCUCUCGAUGGUCUCAACAUGGGGUGGACAGAUGCCAUCUCGGUUGGCGCAACGCUGUCCGCUACGGACCCUGUCACCAUCCUUGCCAUCUUCACCUCCUACAAGGUCGACCCCAAGCUCUACACCAUCAUUUUUGGCGAGUCCAUCCUGAACGACGCUAUUGCGAUCGUCAUAUUCGAGGCCGCCCAGAAAUCCAAGAACGGCGCCGCCGAGAUGUCCGGCGUGGCGAGCCUUUUCUUCGGCAUCGGCACCUUCUUGUUCGACUUCUUCGGCAGCUUGGCUAUCGGCGUUGCUGUUGGCAUCGGCGCCGCGCUGUGUCUGAAGUACACCUAUGUCCGGAGGUUCCCCAAGAUCGAGAGCUGUCUGAUUGUCUUGAUCGCCUAUUCGACCUAUUUCUUCUCCCAGGCCAUCAAGAUGUCAGGUAUCGUCUCUUUGCUCUUCUGCGGGAUCACUCUCAAGCACUACGCUUAUUUCAACAUGUCCCGGAGAACGCAGCUUACGACCAAGUACCUGUUCCAGGUCUUGGCACAGCUGUCAGAAAACUUCAUCUUUAUUUACCUCGGACUCUCCCUCUUCACCGGGGAGGACCUUGAAUUCAAGCCCUUGCUCACUAUUGUCACCGUCUUGGCCGUGUGUGCGGCAAGAUGGGUCGCAGUAUUCCCCUUGUCGCGCGCCAUCAAUUGGUUCAUCCGCUACAAAGCCCGACGCCGCGGGAUUAUGGAUCAGCCGGAUGAGCUGCCAUACAACUACCAGGCGAUGCUGUUUUGGGCUGGUCUGCGAGGUGCCGUAGGGGUGGCUCUGGCCGCCCUCAUCACCGGAAACGACAGAUUCGCGUUGAAGGCCACUGUCCUGGUGGUCGUGGUGUUGACCGUGAUCAUCUUCGGAGGCACGACGGCUCGAAUGCUGGAAAUUUUGAAUAUCCGCACUGGGGUGGUGGAAGAGAUUGACUCGGAUGAUGAGUUCGAUAUUGAGGCAGUCGGUGGCGGCAGCUACUACAAGCGCGCUGGCACCGGGAUUGGGUACAUGCCGCGACGGACCAACUCGAACUUAUCUCUGGGCCGGGUGGAUGGCUCGAACGGGAGGCGUAACGGUAGCAGCGACCCUCACAGCUGGUCAUCCGGCCACCGAAGCCCACAUGGGCUUGAACGGCCCUCGAGCAUCAGCCGGAAGGGCUCCAGGGCCAACUUCCCCGACCAUGAGCAGUCUGAACUCCUUGGCAGCAACUCUGCGAGCGUCACAGACUCUGAUCUGGGUAGCGAUGUCGACAUCUCCGACCUGCCGCCCGCCGCGCCGAAACGGCGGGCCAGCCCUGUACCACCGACCAGCGUACCGGCUGGCGAGAGCUCAGCAGCCUCGCAGCCAGUGCUCUCGGGCACACGCGAAAGGUCUGCCACCCUGACGGAUGGGGCCAGGUCCGCGGCCAGUACUAUCAAGCAGCUGCUCACCUCGGAAGACCCAUCGGCUCUCUUCAGGCAGUUGGACGAGGACUAUAUCAAGCCCCACCUGCUGCUCGAGGACAACCGGGGGCGGGGGCAUGGCAACGGGGGCGCGGGCCCGAGCGGCUAA
Messenger RNA from Diaporthe batatas, 2022 nucleotides. RefSeq names its product bifunctional K:H/Na:H antiporter NHX1. Gene Ontology annotation, cellular component: late endosome; early endosome; fungal-type vacuole membrane. Gene Ontology annotation, molecular function: sodium:proton antiporter activity. The record is from RefSeq and is a predicted model, not a curated record. The coding region runs from base 1 to 2022 and encodes 673 amino acids. Lineage: Eukaryota; Fungi; Ascomycota; Sordariomycetes; Diaporthales; Diaporthaceae. The transcript is spliced from 2 exons. Gene Ontology annotation, biological process: proton transmembrane transport; vacuolar acidification; sodium ion transport.